CACGCCUCGGCGCUGGCAGCGCGGCGGCUGCCGCCGCGGGAGAUCCGUGCGGGGUGGCGCGGCACCCGGCCGCGGCGAGGAGGGCGGCGGGCCCCAGCCGAGCCGAGCCCAGCCGGCACGAAGAGUGUCAGUCUGCUAUAUCUGAUCUACAAUGAAUGCCAAAUCUGCAAUCAACAAAGAAAUAUUUGCCCCACAUGAUGAAAGGAUGCUGGGAGCUGUCCAAGUAAAAAGAAGAACAAAAAAAAAGAUUCCUUUCCUAGCUACUGGGGGUCAGGGUGAAUAUUUAACAUAUAUCUGCCUGUCAGUGACAAACAAGAAACCGGCUCAAGCUUCUAUUACGAAGGUCAAGCAAUUUGAAGGCUCUACAUCUUUUGUCAGGAGAACGCAGUGGAUGCUCGAGCAGCUACGCCAGGUCAAUGGUAUAGAUCCUAACCGGGAUUCCCCAGAAUUUGAUUUACUAUUUGAAAAUGCUUUUGACCAGUGGGUAGCAAGCACAGCUUCAGAAAAAUGCACAUUCUUUCAGGUUCUUCAUCACACUUGUCAGCGAUACCUUACAGACAAGAAACCAGAAUUUAUCAACUGCCAAUCUAAAAUUAUGGGAGGAAACAGCAUACUCCAUUCAGCAGCAGACAGUGUGACAAGUGCAGUGCAGAAGGCAAGUCAAGCUUUGAAUGAGCGCGGUGAAAGGCUAGGUCGAGCAGAAGAAAAGACAGAGGAGCUGAAAAACAGUGCACAGCAGUUUGCAGAAACUGCACACAAGCUUGCAAUGAAGCACAAAUGCUGAGAUACUGCCCAACGCUGAAAUCUUCCUGAGAGAAACUGAAAAGUCUAGAUUCAGCAGUUUUUACGGGAGAUCAAGACUUGUAUGUUUUUUUCCUUCCAGUUCAGUGGAAAUGCAUUCUUUCAGUUUCUGUGCAGGAAAAAAUGUUGCAUUUCUACCUUUUUGACUUAUAUUUUGUUCCUUUUUUGUAAUACUGCUACACAGUCCUGCAGUACUUUGUACCUGUAUUUCUGUUGUUACAGGAGCUAAAGCAAACGGGAACUGGACCAAAUGACAAGCUCAUCAGGAUUAAAAUAGUAAUAUUCUUCCCCAAUACUCUUUCCUGAUACUGUAGGAUACUCUUUCCUGAUAUUGUAUAGCAAAGUUCUUAACUGGGUGUUGACAUUUGUGUGGAAAUAAAAUCCAAAGAAGGGAUACGCUUUCCUUCAUUUUAUGUAGCAUCAGCAGAAUUUGAAUGUUGGAGUUGAUCACCUGAGGUUGUAAUUAUGGUGGAGAUUACUGCUUUGUCCUGGGAAACAAACUCUUAUCCUACCCAGUGUAGGAAGUUUUGCAUGUGCCGUCACCAGCAUUCAGAAAUGCAUAUUUGAAUUUCAUAGUGGAAUCUGUCACCAGUGCUGCAUUUUGAAUAUUUCUAUUUUACCUUCCAAAUGGAUUAUUUGAGCAGUAGAAUGAAACAUACAGAAUGUAUGCUUGAAGUUUCAACAUUGAGAAAGGAAGUAAAUUAUGCGUCUAAACACACAUAGCUGUGCCUCAAACACAGUCUAGUAUUUAGCAAUCUGCUGUAAAAUAACAUUUCAUUUUCUUUUUAUCUAUGAUUCUCUGGCCUAAAGGCCUACAUAAUUGAGAAUUCACCAUUUUCCACAUCAUAGUUUUCAUAAUCUUACAGUAAGAAUUUUUGGGAACACUCUUCAGAAAUUUGAUUAGAAUGAUUUUUGUCUUUAGUUAAUCAUCUGAUUUUUAAAAUGGGGGCUUUGAAAAAGCAUGUCUCGGUACAUUAGAAUCAUACCUUCUAGUUUGUCUCUCAUUUUUCAACAUUUACAUUAUCACUGGAAGAGUGACUCCAUACUUCAUACUGUAUGCACUGUAUUCUUUUACAAAGAUAAGCAAGUUACUCUUUUUUUUUUUUUACUUCACAGAUGGUUUCUUAAUAUUUUUAAAACAUUCUAAUAUGCUUUAAUAUUUAAAAAAAAAAAAAAGCUGCUUUUUUUGUUUGUUUUACACCAUUAAGGAAGAAAUAGAAAGCCUAGCAGAAGUUUCAGCCUUCUCAUCUUCCAGAGAUGCAUGUUUUCAGCAAUGCACUUCAGAAUCUUCUGUCCUCAUCUUACCAGAGAUCCAGAAAGCUGUCAUUAAAUGAAUGUACUGUAGUUUUCAUUUUCAAUGUAGAAUUAGAUAUUUGCAUUAUUAAUGACACUUCAAACAGUCUAAAGUCUUCAGAGCAGUGCUUGAAAGAAAGAUAAAAGCUGCUGUAGUAAUUGAGAAUAUUUUGGUUACUGUAAGCUGAAGCAACUUAAAUUUUGUCUUGGAAAUACCCACCGUUAAAAGAUGUUUGGCUUUAGGGAAACAUUCUUAUAUGAACUUAGAGACAUCACGGUGUUAAAACUGAUUGCAUUCAAACUUUACAUUUAUUUUUUCAUAUAAUUUAAACUGAUUUAUAUGAAGCUUGUUAUUUAACUUCACAGUGGGAAUUGACAGAAGGCGUAAAUUUGUCAUCUGUGUAGUACCAUACGAUCAUUUAGACAGAUUUAGCAUCAGCUCUAACAGUUACCACAUUGUGCACUGUCAAUUGAAAAGGAGUUUGGCCAGCUCUGUGUUACAAGUCAGAACAGGCUCAUUAACAACAUGAGCUCUGCACACUCAGUCAAGCUACUUACAAUUAAUGCUUGCCCUGGAAACGUCAGUAGCUUUCUGAGUGCCAUUGUAAUGACUAUGGAUAUUUCUGCAAAUUAAUCAGGAAAACAAUCCCUCAUUAGAAAUUAAAUUUCUACUAGAGACAAAAUGUUAGACUAAUUUUUAAAAAUAGCUGCAUUAGAAUUCAGUCUGGGAGUACAUAUUUGACCACAUAGGUUGUGUCAUCAUCUUUUCCACUCUUUUUUAACUUUAUCCUGCUGCUAACUUCCAAGUCCGUCUCCUGAGAGAAGGAAGGAAUAGAUUUUGAACUGCUGCCAUCUAGCUGGCCUUCUGAGCUUGUCAAUAAUUCAGAAGAAAUGUUGAAACCCCAGAUCAGAUAAACCUGAAAAGAAUUACUUGUCUAAACAGAGAUAAAAAGGCAUAGGUUUUCAGGUGUUUACAUGAGUAUCAGCUGAACAGGUCAAGGUCACAGCUGCACUGCUAAGUUCUAGGUCAUUUGUGAGCUGAAUUGUUCUAAGGCAUUGCUUUAAUCCUAAUGACAGUUUUUCAGGAUUUUUUUUUAUAUCCUCCAGUUAAAUGUAUUGUGUUAUGUAUCAUAACUCAGGUCUUUUAUCUCACCAUCAAAAGCCAUUUACUAUGGGAAUUCUGAGUAACCUAGUGUUAUUGAAUGAAGGAAAAGGGGGUUAUUUGUGUGUUCACUUUGUUCUUGCUAUUCAUUAAACUACUAUGUUUGGUAGUUUUUAGAAGAAAAAAAUUAGAGAAGUAUGAAUGUCUAUCCAAAGGUAAAUCUUAUAGCAUUGCAAUUUCCUUCUGGAACUUAGCUUGUAGUGUAUACAAUAUAGUAUUAGAUAGUCAUGUACAUAACAUAUACUAUGAUUCAGGUUAAUGUUUCAUAUGAAAGAAUGUAUUUGUAAAUUGUAACAACAUCAAUAGUUUCUUUAUCUUUUUAAAGUUCUGCAAAGAAUAAAAAUAAUGCAUUGUUAGACUUGAAACUACUGUACUGCAAACUCUGUCUUAAAAGGCUACUUUUGUGUCUAGCAAAAGUUGUGCAUUAUGUGAAAUAUUAACAAAAAUGUGCUCUCUAAAAAGUGAUCUUAAGGGUAGAUAGGUUUUGCUAUGAUAUGCCAGAACUGUAAUACUUGCUGGUAUCUAUUGUAACCAAUUCCUCCAAAAGUUCUCAGAGAUGUAGAAAUUAUGUGCCAUUCUGGGUAUAAAAAAAAAAAAAAAAAGUAAAUAACAGUGGGACCUGCUCUCUACGGUAAUUACUGGAAACCCUGAUUUUGUCAUUAAAUACUUUAACUGUGAUCAAAA
This is a messenger RNA of Cygnus olor (mute swan), 3940 nucleotides long. It is a transcript of the gene STXBP6, whose product is annotated as syntaxin binding protein 6. Gene Ontology annotation, biological process: exocytosis; Golgi to plasma membrane transport; regulation of SNARE complex assembly. The transcript is spliced from 6 exons. Gene Ontology annotation, cellular component: plasma membrane; exocyst. The record is from RefSeq and is a predicted model, not a curated record. Bases 152 to 784 code for a protein of 210 amino acids. Lineage: Eukaryota; Metazoa; Chordata; Aves; Anseriformes; Anatidae. Gene Ontology annotation, molecular function: phosphatidylinositol-4,5-bisphosphate binding.